CUUCCCGAGCGAGUCCCACCCCCCUUCCUCAUGUCCUUCCAUUCACACAGCACAUGCCCUUUCUUUUAAUUUUUUUCCCUCGGAGGCCCCCCUCCUUUCAUCACACUCGCUCCUCACGAGCAGGACAGAGCAGAGCUGGAGAAGGAAGGAGAGAAGGAGUGUGUGUGUGUGUGUGUGUGUGUGUGAGAGAGAGAGAGAGAGAGAGAGAGAGAGAGAGAGAGAGACCUGGAGAGCAGAAAUGGCAUGUCUGAGUUGCGGGUCUGAUUUCGAAGGAUGUCGUCUGCGGUCCGGUGUGGAUCUCUACGGGAGUGUGUGUUAGCUGGAGGGAAGGAUGUGGUGUCUGCAGUGUAACUCGGAGAAGACCCAGUCUCUGCUGGAGCUGGAACUGGAUGGAUGUGUGGAGGGGGAAGUCCAGAGCAGUGAGCCAUCCUCUUCCCUGGACCGUGGUAAAGGUUACGGCCCCCUGACCCACAGCUCGUCCGUCAGCCCGGACCAUUUUGAAGGCUUAGGGUACGGCCAAAACGCCCAGGCCGGUCCGCAGCGUCCACGGAGGCCCAAACUCCAGCACUCGCAGUCCAUCCUCCGCAAGCAAGCCGAGGAAGAGGCCAUCAAACGCUCGCGCUCGCUCUCCGAGAGUUAUGAGCUCUCUACAGAUCUGCAGGACAAGCAGGUGGAGAUGUUAGAGAGGAAGUACGGCGGGCGCUUCAUCAGUCGACAUGCUGCUCGCACCAUUCAGACGGCAUUCCGGCAGUACCAAAUGAACAAGAACUUUGAGCGUCUCAGAAGUUCCAUGUCUGAGAAUCGGAUGUCGAGGCGCAUCGUUCUGUCCAACAUGAGAAUGCAGUUUUCUUUUGAGGGACCUGAAAAAGCCACAAACUCAUUUUUCGAUGGGAAACAGUUAUCUCUGACGGAGGAAGGAACUCCGACGGAACCUGUAGCGAAGAUCGAAUGUGGAGAUAUGGUUCCCCUACAAGUGGCUGCACCCUCGGCUCCAAAUGACCUCAGUGACACUAUUACAGAGCUUGAGGACGCUUUCUCUCGGCAGGUCAAAUCACUGGCUGAAUCCAUCGACGAUGCUCUGAAUUGUCGUAGUCUCCAUGAAGAAGAGGACCAGGAACCGGAGCAGGUUCAGGACAUGCAAGGUGAACUGUCCUAUCAGGUAAAACCGACUAACGGCUCUGAUCGACGCAAGUUGGAUGAGAUGAUGGCGUCCUACAGCGGCGUGACGCUGUUCAUCGAUGAGGAGGAUCUUUGUCCUCCUACUCAGCUCUCGCAUACGGUGGAUCCACCGUCCAGCACCGAGUCCGAUCAUCACGCCAUCAACUCAUCUCAGGAGUACUGGCCCAUGGACACCAAAGAUGAAAAAAUAGACACGGAUACCAGCUGCCGGAGCACGCCGUCCACAGAUUGUCAGGAGCCACGGCUUCGCAUUGACCGUCUCCCGCUCCUGACCAUCGAACCUCCCAGUGACAGCUCGCUCGAAAUGAGCGACCGCUCGGAGAUCGACUCGGUCAAGAGGCAGAACGUUUAUGAACGGACCACGGCUGGACCUCAGGCCAGUCCCAAACACAUCACGCACAGUCUACCUCCUAGAGUGUCCUCUCUGUCCCGGGAUGAGGAUCCCAUCAGGCACCGGCACCGGCAGCUGGAGAGCCAUCUGGCCAUCAACGGGAACCGACAGAGCAAAUCAGAAUCGGACUUUUCUGACGGGGACAACGACAGCAUCAACAGCACUUCAAACUCCACCGACACGAUCAACUGCAGCUCGGAGUCAUCUCGGGACAGCAUGAGGGAGCAGACGCUCAGCAAACAAACGUACCACAAAGAGACACGGAACAGCUGGGAUUCUCCGGCUUUCAGCAACGACGUCAUCCGCAAGCGGCACUACCGCAUAGGCCUCAACCUCUUCAACAAAAAGCCAGAGAAAGGCAUUCAGUACCUGACUGAGAGAGGGUUCAUUCCGGAUACACCUGUGGGCGUGGCUCACUUCCUGCUUCAGAGGAAAGGGCUGAGCCGGCAGAUGAUUGGCGAGUUCCUGGGGAACCGGCAAAAACAAUUCAACAGGGACGUCUUAGACUGCGUGGUGGACGAGAUGGACUUCUCAGGGAUGGAGCUGGACGAAGCUCUCAGGAAAUUCCAGGCGCACAUCCGAGUUCAAGGGGAAGCGCAGAAGGUCGAACGCCUCAUCGAGGCUUUCAGCCAGAGGUACUGCAUCUGCAACCCAGGAGUGGUGCGCCAGUUCCGAAACCCAGACACUAUCUUCAUCCUGGCCUUCGCCAUCAUCCUCCUCAACACGGACAUGUACAGCCCCAAUGUGAAGCCUGAGCGCAAGAUGAAACUGGAGGAUUUUGUGAAGAACCUCAGAGGAGUGGAUGAUGGUGAAGACAUCCCUCGGGACAUGCUGAUUGGCAUUUACGAGCGUAUUCAUGAGAAGGAGCUGAAGACCAACGAAGACCACGUCUCUCAGGUUCAGAAGGUGGAGAAGCUCAUCGUCGGGAAGAAGCCAAUCGGAUCUCUCCAUCAGGGUCUGGGAUGUGUUUUAUCCCUCCCGCAUCGGAGGUUGGUGUGUUAUUGCCGGCUGUUUGAAGUACCAGACCCCAACAAGCUUCAGAAACUCGGCCUUCAUCAGAGGGAGAUCUUCCUCUUUAACGAUCUCUUGGUGGUAACUAAAAUUUUCCAGAAGAAGAAAAACUCGGUGACGUACAGCCUCAGGCAGUCCUUCUCUCUGUACGGCAUGCAGGUCCUGCUCUUCGAGAACCAAUAUUACCCUAAUGGCAUCCGGCUCACGUCGGCCAUCCCGGGUGCUGACGUCAAGGUCCUCAUCAUCUUCAACGCCCCGAACCCUCAGGACCGCAAGAAGUUCACAGACGACCUGCGAGAGUCCAUCGCUGAGGUCCAGGAGAUGGAGAAGUACCGGAUCGAGUCCGAGCUGGAGAAACAGAAAGGUGUGGUGAGGCCCAGUAUGUCCCAGAGCAUGUCUGGUCUGAAGAAAGAGGUUGGGAACGGGACCAUGAGCCGCGCCAGCCUGGAUGACACGUAUGCCAUGGGGGAGGGGCUAAAGAGGAGCGCGCUCAGUAGCUCCCUGCGGGACCUUUCUGAUACAGGCAAGCGCGGGCGCCGCACCAGUGCAGGAUCACUAGACAGCAAUAUGGAAGGCUCCAUCAUUAGCAGUCCACCUCAGCUGCCCCGGAGAGCGCCGUCCGGCCGCGAGGGUCCUCCUCGUCCACGCUACUCUGGCACCACCCCUUCCUCCUCCUCCUCGCUGCUGGGAUCGCUCUUCGGCAGCAGGCGAGGAAAACCUCCUCCUCGUCCUCCGCUUCCUGCUCCGCCCUCCUCCUCCUCGCACCACCCCAUCCACCCCACCCUCAUCUCCCACAAGCCCCACCCAACCAACCUGCACCACACUGCCCAGGCCCAACUAGAUCCCCAACGUUCCCAGCACUGUUCUCUCCCGCAGAACCCCCCGCCGUAUCAGCACCACCAUCACUACGAUCCGCCUCCCGUCGGGCUCUGGUUCCACCGUCAGCAGCACUCGGGCCACCUCUCUGCCCCGCACCACCACCCUCAACUCGCUCACAACCACCUUCCUCGUCAUCAACACCACCACCACCAUCAACAACGGCACCAACAUCAGGAGCAGCACCUCGUGGCAGCGGCGUCAUCGUCGUCGUGUCCCAUCAGCGCCAAACCCAAACACUGUGGCAUCAGCACGGUGGUGUGAGGAUACGACCGGAGCCGGACUAAACUCCAGAUAAAUAAUUCCAUUUCUGAGAUGGUUCCAGAGAGUCCUCCUAAUCAGAAGCUCGGGGUGUAGAACGAUGCUGAAGGAAUUCCGAUGAUAGAUAAAGAAACGCGAGGAGGAUCGUAGCGUCUUGUUUGAGGUCUACGUGAAUCUCCUGAGGUGCAGUCUCAGCAUCGCAACGUAGAACCUCACACAUUUUCCCCAAACACCAAACCCCCAGAGCGAAGCUGUAAAGUAACGUCCAAGCUGUUGGUCUCACACGUAGUCGUCCUGACGCUGUAUUUAUUGUGGAUAACGGAAAAGCUUUACAUGUUGUCCUUAGCGAUCAUAUAUCAAUGUGCCAAUAAUCCCUGCGUACUGUAUGUACUCGGCUCUGUGUGAACUGUAUCCUGUGUGUUCUAGAGUUUAGUGUAAAACUGCAUCCAUUGUAAGAUGUUCUAUAUACUGUAAAAAAAAACAAAAAAACAAACUAAAACUAUAUAUACAUAUUCAGAGAGUUUUUUUAAAUAUUACAGUCAAAUAGAAAUGAAAUAUUACGGUAAGCGGUGCAGACUGUACAGAUGAUCAGAGAAAUAUUUUGGAGUUUUAGAAAGCAGAAGCAGCUGCACUGAGCUAUAAAGCGAUAGAAAAAGUGUUCUAGCUUCCUGGUAAAGCUACAAAAACACAAACCAGGAGCUAAACAGCACUUUUAUUUAGAUUUAGAUAGAGUUCAAUACAUUCGAUUUCAAAGUGUGAGAUUUCGACGUCCCACUCACUGAGCACUUGUCUAAUUUUUUUUCUUUCUUUUUUUUUAUACAGCUUGUUUCCCGAGAACGUAACGAUUAGUAUUUUACAAUGAAGUAACCUUUCCUUGUUUUUGUUUUGGGUUUUUUUCCUUAAAGAAAAUGAUGCAAUCAGAUAGUUUUCUUUCAGCGAGUGUUUAGGUAAAGCUGAAGGUUAGAUCGUUAACGUCUGCACAAGUUCUACAGAAAUUAUGCACAAAACUAAAGAAGGCCAGUGACUGAAAUAGUUUUUACUCCGAUGUGCAAUAUGUUUAGAGUUCAGGAGGACGAGGGACGCCAUGCGAUUAAAAUAAAUAAAUAGAUAUAUAAAAAUAAAAACAAUAAGAAAUACGCCUCGACGUUCAGAAAUGAAUAAUGAACUAGAUUAUAAAUCAUUUGUUAAUCUUCAAAUUAAUGCACACAUUCGUUUUUAUGUCUUUUUUUCCCCUUUACCUUUUUUAUUACUAAUUUUUCUCUUUGUUCCUUUACGUUUCCUUUUAGUAUUUCUUUUUCUUCUUAGUUUUAUUUAUUUUAUUUAUUUUGUUCUCUUUUCCUUUUUUUGGAAACAUAUUUACUUUUCUUGUUUGUUUUAUUCCCUUUUUUUAUUAUUUUUAUUCUUUACCUUUUAUUAUUUUAUUUCACUUAACUACCCGGAAAACAAAAUAUACAUUUAAUGUAAGUGAUUUAAUUUAAUGAUUAAUGAUCAGUUCUUGAUUUAUUUCCAAAUUAUUUACAUUUUCAUUCGUAAAAUAAUUUUCAGAUUUUUUUUAAAUUCCAGAUGAUUAAACUGUGGUUUUUUUAUUCCUCUUCCCCCCCGUGACAUUCCUCGUCCUCGGUAUUUGACAACUUUUAAAUUAUUUUGUCCCACAAUAACAUUUUUGCGGUGGCAAAAUUGAGUGAAAUGUCAAGUGUGUGUCCUGUCAAUUGUUGCGUGAUUUUUAUUUUUUAUUUUUGUUUGUUUUGUUUUUUGUGUCCCAAAAAAUAAACCAGUGUUACGUUGGCAGUUAAGUGCAAUCGUGUAAAGAAAGAAAUUCAUUCUGCAGCUUUGUGUUGUUUCUGUACGAGAUUCAGGUGAAUAAUGCGACAGUUUAUGCAAAUCUCUUUCCUUCCAGACGACGGAGAAGUUUUUUUUACAGAAUGUAUUUCAGGUGAUGAAACGUAGAAGCACAUUAAACCCGUUUCUUACGGAACCACACGGGCGCGAAUAAAUACAUUGUUUUUUUUCCUAAGUGAAUAACAAUAAUUUUCUAAAGCGAUGUUCUGUUCAGACGGCGGAUUUAUUCCUCAUAGUGAAUCCGGAGGUUUUAUGGAGCGUGUAGAACACGUCAUUGUUCUCUGCAUCAUCAUCUCCAGAAACCUGUGAGAAAGGUGCAAUGAUGAAGAUGAUGAAGAACUCGACUGCUGUUCAGUGCGUGAGGUUUUAGUCUGAGCGCCGCACGGAACCGACACGCCUCGUUUCACUGUGAGCUGACGGACACUUGAGCUGGACACGCCUCGUUUUAGGUUCCUCCUCCUUUGUUGUUGUUUUUUGUUUUUUAGCCUCGAUGUUGAAUUUGCUGUCGUACUGCGUUGUGUUUCUCUGAAGUGCAGCAUGCAGAUCAUCUUCACAUACCCAUUGUAGAAAAAAGAAAGAAGCGUGCAAGAGACGUGAAAAAUGAGGAGCACACUUCAUGAGAAAUGAGAAACCAUCAGUGUACAUAACGUAGAUAAGAUGAUGAGGAUGAUGAUGAGGAUGAUGAUGAGGAUGAAGAUGAGGACGAAGGACAGUUUCUGUGUCUCGGUGUGUGUUUAAGACAAGCAUACUGUUGGACACGUUCACUUCCUCUGACGCUGAGCCACAAAGAGAAUAAGAACUGAAGGGUGGAGAUUUUAGGGAAAAGGGAACCCUCUCAUUUUGAUAUGCAGUCUGUUUGUAAGUGCUUCAGAUCUGAUUAAUGUCAAACUGUGACAAUGUUGAGAAAUAAAACAACGUUAAACAUCA
This is a messenger RNA of Ictalurus punctatus (channel catfish), 6484 nucleotides long. RefSeq names its product IQ motif and SEC7 domain-containing protein 1. The transcript has 14 exons. Gene Ontology annotation, molecular function: guanyl-nucleotide exchange factor activity; protein binding. Gene Ontology annotation, biological process: actin cytoskeleton organization; regulation of ARF protein signal transduction. The coding region runs from base 332 to 3721 and encodes 1129 amino acids. Lineage: Eukaryota; Metazoa; Chordata; Actinopteri; Siluriformes; Ictaluridae. The record is from RefSeq and is a predicted model, not a curated record.